This is a messenger RNA of Musa acuminata AAA Group (dessert banana), 591 nucleotides long. Its product is annotated as transcription factor bHLH111-like. Gene Ontology annotation, biological process: regulation of transcription by RNA polymerase II. Gene Ontology annotation, cellular component: nucleus. The record is from RefSeq and is a predicted model, not a curated record. The coding region runs from base 1 to 591 and encodes 196 amino acids. Gene Ontology annotation, molecular function: RNA polymerase II cis-regulatory region sequence-specific DNA binding; protein dimerization activity; DNA-binding transcription factor activity, RNA polymerase II-specific. NCBI's taxonomy places the organism in Eukaryota, Viridiplantae, Streptophyta, Magnoliopsida, Zingiberales, Musaceae. The transcript has 6 exons.
AUGACCGUCACAGUUGCUGCCGGUUCUGCGGAGGACAGCACUGCCGGAGUUCAGCGUAAAGUUUUGGCAGAAAGAAGGAAGCGUUCAAGGGCUAGAGAUCCUGGAACCAAGCAUCAAACGACUUCACGUCCAUCGAAGAGGCUGAAGACUGUGUGCUGGCAGACUCAGCAUCGCCUGCCGGCGGACGAGUCAACAAUGGCCGGAACGCAGCUCGUCAAAGCACCUGCGAGAAGGAGCCAGAAACUAGGGGAUAAGAUAACAGCUCUUCAGCAGCUCGUCUCUCCUUUCGGCAAGACGGAUACUGCAUCGGUACUUCACGAGGCUGCUCUUUCUAUCAACUUCCUUCACGAGCAAAUAAAGAUGCUGGCCGCUCCAUACUUUGGAAUGAGCUCGCCAGAAGUGCGGGUUCAGGGCCAUGCACGCAACAGCGCUGACUUGCGGAGUAGAGGACUGUGUCUUGCUCCCGUCGACGCCAUACCGGAGCUGAUGGAUGGAAAAGCUUGCAGUAGCUGUUGGCCAGAGACACUGGUGAGGGAAGCUGGUCUCGAUCGCCACCGCCUUUCCAACUUCACCACCAUGUAUACACCGUGA